Molecule: messenger RNA, 1224 nt
Organism: Pyrus x bretschneideri (Chinese white pear)
Lineage: Eukaryota; Viridiplantae; Streptophyta; Magnoliopsida; Rosales; Rosaceae
Product: chlorophyllase-2
Exons: 2
Coding region: 131-1138 (335 amino acids)
Biological process (GO): chlorophyll catabolic process
Molecular function (GO): chlorophyllase activity
Source: RefSeq, a predicted model, not a curated record
AAAAUAUCUGGGUCACAAAACUGAACCCCUUUUCCCACUCGCAUUUGCCCUUCAGUUUGUCACAUAUGAGGUCAUAAAUUGAUGCCCUUAUCCUACAGCUUCUGCGCACAAAAAGUUAGAUGCUCUCUCAAUGACAGCCAUGUCCUCCUCCACUUCUUCUUCUUCGUUUGCCAUCUCUGGUACAAAUGUUUUUGAGAUGGGAAAAUUCAAAGUUGUCCUCCAGAGAGUUGAAGCAGCAGAGAGGAGUGGAUGCAGCAGCAAAACCAAGUCGUCGUCGUCAACUUCUCCUCCUACUAACCCACCGCCUCCAAAACCACUAUUGAUUGGCAUGCCUUGUGAAGCUGCUGGAGAGUUCCCAGUGUUGCUGCUCCUCCAUGGUUAUCUUCUCUCCAACUCUUUCUACUCUCAGCUUAUCAACCACAUCGCUUCUCAUGGCUUCAUUGUCAUUGCCCCUCAGUUAUAUACCAUAGCUGGACCAAACACAACUGAUGAGAUCAAGUCCACAGCUGCAAUAACAAACUGGUUAUCUAAUGGACUUCAACCCUUGCUUCCACGCAAUGUUCAUGCAAAUUUAAGCAAGCUAGCACUUGCCGGCCAUAGCCGUGGAGGCAAGGUUUCAUUUGCACUAGCUUUAGGGAAAGAAGAAACUGGCACCAGCUUAAAGUUUUCAGCCUUGAUAGGCAUUGACCCAGUUGACGGAAUGGACAAGGGGAAACAAACUCCUCCGCCAGUGCUAACCUAUGUUCCUCAUUCAUUUGAUCUUGACAUGGCAGUGAUGGUGAUUGGUUCGGGUUUGGGUGAAGUGAAAAAGAACCCUCUAUUCCCUCCUUGUGCUCCAAAGGGUGUUAACCAUGAGGACUUCUUCAACGAAUGCCGGAAAUCGGCAUGUUAUUUUGUGGCAAAGGAUUAUGGCCAUCUUGACAUGCUAGAUGAUGAGACCAAAGGGAUUAGAGGGAAAGCAACGUAUUGUUUGUGCAAAAAUGGGAAGUCUAGGGAGCCCAUGAGGAGGUUUGUUGGAGGGGUUGUGGUUGCUUUCAUAAAAGCUCAUUUAGAAGGUGAUAGUAGCCACCUAUUGGCUAUAAGAGAAGGGGUUGAGACUUUGCCAAUAGAGCUUCAAAGUGUUGAAUUUCUUUUGUGAAUUUUAGAUGCAUUGUAGAUAUGUUGCUUCACUACAAAUGUGAGAAGGAUGCUUCAAUUAAUUGCAUUUAGCUUUUUGAGUUUCAA